Molecule: messenger RNA, 745 nt
Organism: Schistosoma margrebowiei
Lineage: Eukaryota; Metazoa; Platyhelminthes; Trematoda; Strigeidida; Schistosomatidae
Source: the annotation of a GenBank genome assembly
GUUUGACCUUCAAGUGCUCGCAAUCUCCAUCAGUGGACGAUAGCCUAGGAGCGUUGCCAGGCCGAUCACCGUUCUUGCUUGUUGAUGGCGGAUGAGCCGUUUGUCAUAACAGAUCAGGAAAGACUUGAUCGCCUGAAUAAUGAAGCCAGAGAGAAAAGGAACAGAGAUAUACCCUUUACACCAGACAUGUCUCAGCCAUUUUAUAACUUUGUGGGGAAAAUUUUUGGAACUGAGAAACCUUACGAGGCUGGACAUGGGUUCCCUUUAACUUACUCAUCUGGAGGGAACUUUCUCCACCGCCCUUUCCUAGAUUUCCCUGCCUUACAGAUGGGCACAUCAUGGUUCACGAUGCAGAAUGUUUUUAGUUCAAGAUUUUGUCAAAUCAUGGAGCGUGACUUCUUCCGCUGUGUUGCAAGAGUUGGCCUUCAAAAUACAGACAAGCAUUGCAAAAUAUACUGGGAAGAUUUGCUUGAAUGUCAGAAUCAUAAUAAAGCUAAAAAAAGAGCUGUUAUGAUGAAAAAAGUUAGAGAGGUAAAGAAAAUGGAGCCAAUGACCACUCUGCCGUACAGCGCAUUUAAAGACCCCAACUUCUGAUGACAUUUGACUUUCCAUGUUCAUUUCCAGUGAUAUUUAUGAAUGACAGUUUGUUUUAUUAGUUUAGAUCUACGUCCUCAAUCUGUGACUAGUAAAAUCUCGUUUGCUUCCCUUACUGUUUGUUCAACAAUAAAUGAAUUUAGCUCUCAAA